UGCCCCUUCCAGGCGAUGCGUCGUUUGUAGUUUAAUUGGACUCUGCUAAUUCGGCAACCUACACAGUUACGCCAAACCCAGCCCUUUUCACACAGCAUAAAAGCCAAGACAAAAGCAGACAGACUUGAGUAAAGUCUCAGGAGAUCUCUGAUUAUUAAGCCUUUAGCUAAAGACACACCAUGACUUCUCCAUCUGUACUUGCUGGAUUGUUGGCGGUGUUUCUUCUUCCAUUCUGUGCUGCUCAAGCAACUUGCAGAGGUCGCUGUGGAGAGCCAUUCUCAAGGGGCCGGGUCUGCCAUUGCGACUACAGUUGUCUGUUCCAUAAUGAGUGCUGUGAAGAUUUUGAGUCUACAUGCACCACAAGUGGCUCUUGUGUAGGACGAUGCGGUGAGCCCUUCAAGCGCGGUCAACAGUGUGACUGUGAUCCCAACUGUGUCCUCUACAACCAGUGCUGCCCUGACUUCCAGACUCAGUGCAAUGCGGAACCUCCUAAGAACAAGCCAGUGAAGAAGCCAGAUAUGAAACUUGAGGCACCUCUAACACCUACCAGUGAGAGUGAGGAAAUGAUCACAGAGGAGUUUGUGAAUGAGUUUCCAAACUCCCUUGCUGCUCCUAUCCAGCAACCAGAAGAAACAGCUGAGGAAACACCAGUCCCACCCAUCAAGGUUCUUGUGGCUCCCCUGGGCCCAAAGAAUACAGUUGGGUACGAGCCCAUACGGGUUGUGGUACAGGAAGUGUCACCUUCACAUGAUGGAGCCAUUCACGGUUCGGAUCCAGCAGUACCAGAACUAGGAGCUGCUGCCCCAGCAACAUUGCCGGCUGGUCUUCAGCCAAUUGCUGUGAUCAUCGGAGACACAGACCAUCAGCUGGCUCCAUCCAGCCCAGCAGUGGGCCCCUUUGGCCCUGACUCCACCUCAGGGAAGCCCCCCGCCACCGUCUCUCUGGAAGUCAGAGUCUCCGCUUCCAAAACAGCUAAAAACCCAGAGCGAACCGGCACACUAGCAGAUGUCGCCGAAGCCCUUGCGUCCGGUAACCCCGAUGGCUAUCUUGCAAACGACGCCAACGAGACAGACCUCUGUAAUGGCCAGCCCAUUAAUGGAGUGACCGUUCUACUCAAUGGAACUAUGGUUGUCUUCAGAGGUCACCUCUUCUGGACUCUAGAUGUUAACUUUACACCCAGUCCUGCUCGCAGGAUCACAGAAGUGUGGGGGGUCCCCUCACCUAUUGAUGCAGUCUUCACCCGCUCCAAUUGCCAAGGCCAGACCUAUAUCAUCAAGGGGAACAAUUACUGGAGGUUUGAAAAUGGUGUAAUGGAUCCAGGUUACCCCAAGACCCUUUCUGUUGAAUUUAACGGCCUGUCUGGGAAGAUUACGGCAGCUCUGUCUGUGCCGGCCACCAGGAGGAGGCCAGAGUCCAUAUAUUUCUUCAAAAAAGAGGGCCUCGUACAGAGAUACUCCUAUGAAGCUGGAGCCAUGCCUACCUGUGGAAAGAAGUUCCCCACCUACAGUGGCGAAAAGUCCCCCGCAGGAGAAGCAGAGAUCGGCCUGGGUAAUGAGAUCAACAUAAAACUGACAUGGAAAGGAUUCCCGUCCCCCGUGACCACCGCUGUGUCCACACCUAAUCCACGCAAAUCUGAGGGAUACGACUACUGUAUCUUCUCUAAUGACAAGUACCACAACAUUAAAGUCGUCGGAGAUCGGCUGGCACCGGUCUCUCCUCUGCCCCGUGGUGCCAAGAACACGGAACGCCACUGGCUGAGAUGUCUGUAGAUGGCGCUGAAGAAUGACCAGAAGAAACAGCUGCAUCCCACCAUUCUCAGUUUUUAUUAAUAAAAUUAAACUUGGCUUCAUCUGCUUCGUAAGGAUUACGCAGACAAAAAGAAAAAGAAAAAAAAAAAAACCAAUGCUUUAAGCAUAAUUAUGCUGAUAAAAAAAAAUACAACAAACAAAAGAUCUGUAAUGAAAGCUUCAAGCACGAUCGGAGUUCUAGACUGAUGUGGUUCUUCUUCAGCGCAGAGCCGAGAUGUUAACGCAUAUUUCCUCUGGUGAACUGUCCCCAUCCGCCUCGCGGAUAGGUCAUGCCUGUGGGACAGAGCAGCCAUUUGAAUGGGAUAGUUGCUGGAAUGCUGCACUGGCAAUCCUUAUUGCUGCAAGAAGAACUUUUCUAGAUACGAGAUUAAAAUCAGAUCAAUGCUGGCACUAAGGCUACGUUUGUGGGGGUUUUUUUUUCUCAUGUGCCUCCUGUUCCAAUAAACUUAACGCUUUCAAA
Messenger RNA from Paramormyrops kingsleyae, 2268 nucleotides. It is a transcript of the gene prg4a, whose product is annotated as proteoglycan 4a. NCBI's taxonomy places the organism in Eukaryota, Metazoa, Chordata, Actinopteri, Osteoglossiformes, Mormyridae. The record is from RefSeq and is a predicted model, not a curated record.